Molecule: messenger RNA, 825 nt
Organism: Chrysemys picta bellii (western painted turtle)
Lineage: Eukaryota; Metazoa; Chordata; Testudines; Emydidae
Source: RefSeq, a predicted model, not a curated record
AUGGGCCAGUGUCCCCAUCACUGCAUCGACUGCGACAAGAGGUUCAGGAACCUCUUCGCACUGACGCAGCAUCGGCUCACGCACACCGGGGAGCGGCCGUACUGCUGCGCUGACUGUGGCAAGAGCUUUGCAAAGAGCUCAGCCCUGAGAACACACCAGCGCACACACACCGGGGAGCGGCCGUAUCGCUGCACUGACUGUGGAAAGGGCUUUGCAGAGAGGUCAACCCUGAGAGCACACCUGCGCGCACACACCGGGGAGAGGCCGCACCACUGUGCUGACUGUGGACAGGGCUUUGCACAGUUUGCACACCUGAAAAGACACCAGCGCACGCACACCGGGGAACAACCGUACAAGUGUACCGACUGUGGCAAGGGCUUUGCUCAGAGCUCAAGCCUGAGAAUACAUCAGCGCACGCACACCGGGGAGCGGCCACACCGCUGCACCGACUGUGGCAAGAGCUUUGCAGAGAGCUCAACGCUUAGAAUACACCAACGGGUGCACACCGGGGAGCGGCCGUAUCACUGCACCGACUGUGGCAAGAGCUUUGCAGAGAGCUCAACGCUUAGAAUACACCAACGGGUGCACACCGGGGAGCGGCCGUAUCACUGCACCGACUGUGGCACCGCCUGUGCCACCAUUGGAGCAACGGCCUGUACUGGACCGACCUGCGAAGGCUCCAACUCCGGCACCGUCGAUUCCGGCGCCGCAAGCGCCGUUGAGUCCGGUGCACACAAGCUCCCCAGUGCACACCGUGGUCGAGCUCAGUCUGCCGUCCACUCCGGAGACCUUCUCCACUGCUCGCGACCUGAUGGCGCUGACUGA